Messenger RNA from Naegleria gruberi, 1557 nucleotides. RefSeq lists its product as uncharacterized. Gene Ontology annotation, biological process: carotenoid biosynthetic process. Gene Ontology annotation, molecular function: oxidoreductase activity. The record is from RefSeq and is a predicted model, not a curated record. Lineage: Eukaryota; Heterolobosea; Eutetramitea; Acrasida; Naegleriidae. The coding region runs from base 1 to 1557 and encodes 518 amino acids. The transcript has 2 exons.
AUGCCUAGAAUUGGUAUUGUAGGAGGUGGUCCAGGAGGACUUUCAACUGCCAUGAUUUUGGCUAGUAAGGGAUUUGAUGUAACCAUUUUUGAAAAAUCCAAAGUAAUUGGUGGUAGAACUUCAUCAUUCAAUGUUGGCCAUUCCAAAUUUGAUUUGGGUCCAACUUUUCUCAUGAUGAAAUUUGUUUUGGAUAAAGUUUUUCAAGAUGCUGGAAAGGAUUCAUCGAAUUAUAUGAAAUUCCAACAAUUAAAUCCAAUGUACAGAUUACAAUAUAAUCCAGAUAAGCAUAUGGAUUGUUAUGAUUUAACACAAAAAUCAAAAAUGAUUGGUGAAAUGAAAAGAUGUUUCCCACAAGAUGUGAAAGGAUAUGAAGAAUGGGUUGAUUGGGAAACUCAAAGAUAUGAAAAGUUAUUACCACUCUUACAAAAGGCUUACACUUCACAUAGUGACGUUGUGUCAAUGGACGCAAUUCGUGCAAUUCCAUAUAUGCAAUUUCCAAAAUCACUUCAUGAAAUGUUAGGUGGUUUCUAUAAGGAUCCAUUGACCAAGUUAUCUUUCAGUUUCCAAGCUAAAUAUUUGGGAAUGAGUCCAUAUACUUGUCCUGCUUUUUAUGGAAUAAUUCCAUAUGUUGAACAUGCAUUUGGUGUUUAUCAUGUUGAAGGAGGUCUUUCAGAAAUUACAAGAACUAUGGCCAUUGCUGCAACUGAGAAUGGAACAAAGAUUAAGCUUAAUACUCCAGUGACACAAUUAAUUGUCGAUCAAGCUAAUAGACGUGUGAAAGGUGUCAAAGUUAUGGAAGAAGGUCAAGAAGAGAAUGAAUAUUAUUUUGAUGAAGUUGUUUUGAAUGCUGACUUCCCUUAUGCUGUAAAUAAUUUAAUUCCAAAUGCUGAAAAUUUAAUGAAACAAUGGAAACCAAGUAAGCUUGCCAAGAUGAAAUAUUCAUGUUCCACAUUUAUGCUUUAUUUGGCACUUGACAAGGAAUAUCCUGAAAUUCAACACCAUACCAUUUCAUUUGCUGAUGAUUAUGCUGCCAAUUUGAAGGCCAUUCAAGAGGGAAGAUUAACAGAAGAUUUGUCGAUUUAUGUGAGAAAUUCAUGUGUUAAUGACAAGACAGUUUCACCAAAGGGUAAAUCUGGUAUCUAUGUUUUGGCUCCAAUACCUAAUCUCAUUGAUAGUCAAGGACAAAUCGAUUGGAAUGAUCAAAAUACUGUAAAGAGAUGUAGAGAAAUUGUUUUGAACCAUUUGGAAAAGAGAGUUGGAAUGACUGAUAUAAGACAACAUAUUGAAGAUGAAUUGGUCAUUACUCCAAAGACAUGGCAAAACAAUAAUAUUUACAAUGGUAGCGUCUUUUCAUUGUCGCACAAUCUCUUACAAAUGUUAUCCAUGCGUCCAAGAAAUAAGUUCAACGAAUUGGAGGGAUUGUACUUGACUGGUGCUCACACUUCUCCAGGUUCUGGACUUCCAACAAUCUUUGAAAGUGGAAGAAUGGUUACUGAACUAUUGUGUAACAAAUAUGGUGUACAAUAUCAAAGAUCUAGUUUGUUACAUCAAAAAUAA